This is a messenger RNA of Fibroporia radiculosa, 1716 nucleotides long. RefSeq lists its product as uncharacterized. The record is from RefSeq and is a predicted model, not a curated record. The transcript is spliced from 4 exons. The coding region runs from base 1 to 1716 and encodes 571 amino acids. Lineage: Eukaryota; Fungi; Basidiomycota; Agaricomycetes; Polyporales; Fibroporiaceae.
AUGGUUUCCACCGUCGAGCAGAUUGAGGAUUACUUGCAGUCUGUUGAAGAAUUACUAUUCUCCUCUCUUCAGGCUGCGACUCCAGAUUUGCCUCGUGUCAAUGAAGCCAUUCAUCGUCUUUGGGAAGAUAUCUCGCGAUUCGGACCACAAUCCUUACCUGCUCUGCCAGAUCUACAUAUCCCUGGACUUGGUGCGUUUGAAGUUCCACCACCGCCUCCGCCGCCGCCGCCGCCAUUGCCGCAGUCUGUCUGGAAUCGCUCCGCAUCCUGGCUUGUAGACCAUCCGUGGACCACCACCGGAAUAACUAUCGGAUUGGGCGCAGGUCUCCUCAUAGGCUAUGGACUGUACCAACCAUCUGUAAAACAUGCAAGAGCAAGGGGAGUAGGAGGUUCAAGUGUGAGGCAGGUCGUCGUCCUGCUCGGAGGAGACGCGCCGUCCGGCCUCCCACUCAUUCUCGAGCUUGAGAAGAAGGGCUACAUCGUCAUCACUAGCGUGGCAACCCCGGACGCUGUCGGUGAGAUCGAGCGGAGGUCCCAUGGCUACGUCCGUGCUCUGGUACUCGAUCCGGCGGAGCCCGACACGAUCCCGUACUUCCUCCGCUCCCUGUCAUCCACGCUCUCGAGACGCUUCCCGAUUACGGCCUCGGGCGAUCCACAUGCCUCAUCCUCCAGUCGCCUCUACAUCCACUCCAUUAUAUCUCUUCUAACCCUACCAGCACCCGAUAUCAUCCCCCCACUCACACCAUUCGAGCAUCUCUCACUCCGAGACACGUACACUUCGUACCUGCAAGCUACCCACAUGACCCCGCUGCAAGUCCUGCAGGCGCUGCUCCCCUUACUCCGCAGUCUCUUCGCCAACGAGCGCGACACAACUCACAAUAGUUUCGGCAAGAAGAGCAUCAUCGUUUGUCUUCCAGCAACGGAUGCGCGUGUGGGCAUCCCGUUCGCCUCUGCUCAAGCGAUGAGCGCUGCGGCGACGCUCCGCGGGGUCGAGGUCCUCCGGCGUGAAAUCCGCAUGUCUGCGCUGACAGACCCGUCGGCCUCGAUGCGGCACCUCAAGGUCGUCGUCGUCGAUGUAGGCGCAAUCGAUGGGCCUAGCAUCGCCCAGGAGCUCCCUGGGGAUGCGACGAAGCUGAUGGACGAGUGGACGCCAUCAGAAAAAGUUGCGUAUGGGACGGCAUUCACGUCGGUCGUCGAUGAACGCAUGAACGUGGGCGGAUAUCGGAAGCCGGCAGACGUCUCGGUGUUUGUGAACACUAUCCUCGACAUCGUGAGCAACGGACAAAAGAGCCGGAGCACGACGUUUGGUUCUGCGAUAUGGCUUGGCCUAGGGAGGAUUCGAGAGUGGAUCCACGGCGAUAGGAUUAUUGUCGGGGCAGGCGCGAGGACAUAUGCCAUGGCAGCGCACCUGCCCGCCCUCGUCCUGGACGCUAUUUUGAACAUUCCUCACUUUUUAGUUUCUGUCCGAAACGCACUCCUACCGGUCCCGCUGCCUGUACAUCGGCCCGAGGGACUGGCAAUGGUUACGCGCCCACCGACAGUUAUUCCUACAGAUAUACAAAAAGUUACUACCGUGACGGUUGCGCAACUGGAGGCCGAACAUCCACGCGAGGUCGAAGUCGAGCAUUCGGAAACUGGUUCAGAAGCGGACGUUGAGAGCAAUGAGGGAUACGGAUCUGGUGUCGCUGAGUCUUGGGUGAGCGUUCGAGAUGAGUAG